AUGGAACACCCAGCAUUUUCACUUGCUGCACUCGCUGCAAUCGGCGGCGGCAUGGGCUAUUGGCGCAAGAAGUCUGUGCCCUCGUUAGCUGCAGGUCUCGUUUUCGGUAGUAUCUACGCUUACGCCGGCUACCUUUUAAGAAACAACAUGGACAAUGGUCUCGAAAUCGCUUUAGGCGCUAGUUCUGUGCUAUUUCUAACCGGGGUUGUAAGAGGCUUCCCAUCCCGUUUUAAGAAGCCAGUCCCAUUGGUGUUGACUGUCCUAGGUGGCUACGGCACUGUUUACUAUUACCGCAAGUACAGAGAGUUCUACCCCUGA
Eremothecium cymbalariae DBVPG#7215 is the source of this 318-nucleotide messenger RNA. RefSeq names its product Tmh11p (gene TMH11). The record is from RefSeq and is a predicted model, not a curated record. The coding region runs from base 1 to 318 and encodes 105 amino acids. Gene Ontology annotation, cellular component: membrane. The transcript has a single exon. NCBI's taxonomy places the organism in Eukaryota, Fungi, Ascomycota, Saccharomycetes, Saccharomycetales, Saccharomycetaceae.